Molecule: messenger RNA, 1904 nt
Organism: Diachasmimorpha longicaudata
Lineage: Eukaryota; Metazoa; Arthropoda; Insecta; Hymenoptera; Braconidae
Product: sodium/potassium-transporting ATPase subunit beta-1-like
Exons: 7
Coding region: 68-1045 (325 amino acids)
Biological process (GO): sodium ion export across plasma membrane; potassium ion import across plasma membrane; intracellular sodium ion homeostasis
Cellular component (GO): sodium:potassium-exchanging ATPase complex
Molecular function (GO): ATPase activator activity
Source: RefSeq, a predicted model, not a curated record
AUCGAUUCAUUGGUCAAAAGGGAAUUUAUUGAUUGAUAAUCGAGGGUUAGUAGGAUGAAGAUUCACGAUGAUUUCUCAUAAUGAGGCGUAUUAUGAGAGCCGAAGGCCCAUCCAGGAUUUGGGGGCUGUGGGGAAUUUCAAGAGGAUCAUUUGGAAUCCGGAGAAAAGGGCUUUUUUGGAUCGCACGGCGAAGGAAUGGGCAACUGUAGGGUUGUUCUACUUGUGUUUCUUUGGAGCUUUGUUCUCCAUCUUUGCUCUUCAACUCUGGAUCACACUCGACUUCGUAGCUGACCUGAAACGACCGUAUUUGAAGCACAGUAGUCAAGUCCCUGAAGAAUUUUUUGCUGAAAGGCGAUCACUGUUUCAUGCGCCGCUCAUCAAGUUUGAGAAUCCGGGUCUAGGAUUCGUUCCUAAUAUAAUUCAAACGGCCACUUCGUCCCCGAUAAUGUGGAUCAGUGAUACGAAUAAAAAUGGUGAUCCAGAACGAUACGCCACAGCGAUCCGAAAAUUUCUGUCCGAUUACAAGCGAGAUAGAUCAAAUUAUGACGUUAAUUGUUCUGCAAGACCAUCACGCUCUGUCUCAAGGACGAAACCAUGUUUUUUUGAUGUCACGAAGCUCGGAAAUUGUUCAAUACCACCUUUUGGAUAUAAAUUUCCCUACCAGCCCUGUAUUUUUAUAAAACUUAAUAAGAGAUACGACUGGACGCCGAAUUAUUACAACAGCACUUCCGAUCUACCGGAAGUAAUGCCAGGAGAUCUGAAACAAGCGAUUAAGCUGUCAAAAGAGGGAAAAAUUUGGUUAUCAUGCAACGGUGUAAAAAAUGUUGAUAAAGAGCACAUGGGAAUGAUAAGCUACUUCCCAUCACCGGGAUUUCCAUUUUACUAUUUUCCAUUCACCGGCCAUUCGCAGUAUCUCUCGCCAGUGGUAGCAAUUAUGUUCCAUAAUUUGACAGUGAACCGAUUGGUUAAUGUCGAAUGUCACACUUGGGCGAAGAACAUUGGAGACAGUCGCGCUCUGGAUUUUCAAAUUGUCACGUUUUCGUGAGGGAUGACAUAUGUGCUCCCAAAAAAAUGAUGGAAAAACAGAGGAGAUUAUAAUACCACAUGUGCAGCAGUCAAGAAGAUCGUCUUGACGAUCUACGUCACGACGAGAAAAUUCCACCGGAAAUAAUAGCAAAUCGUUUCGUAAUCGUGUUAUACUUCGGCUGUUCUCCAGAAAUUACCGUAUCACUCCGUAAAUUUUAUCGACCGAUCAAUAGAUGUUAUCUAUCCCUUAGGAAAAAUUAUCGAACCAUUCGAUCUUUCCGAAACGUUUAUAUAACUCUCACCAACGAGAGGACAGAUUUUAUUGAUCGAUACGAUCAAUUGUUCCCGAACGUCCAACACAAAUCGAUUAUCAAAUGUUCAGGUAAUUUCUACCGAACUUUUAUCUUCGUCUGAAUUUUUUUUAUAUCGUAUACUUUAAAAAUUAUUCCAGUAACAGUAUCGGAAUGGUUUAGUGUCAUUGGUAAUUAAUUGUUUCAAGUAAAUUUGUUGAUUUAAUCAGAUAAAUUUUUCUUUGCAAAGACUAGUUCAUUUUUCUUCCAGUGAAUGACAGUCACUUUUAGUAAUCGUAAGACUAUCCAAAAAAUCACACAGAGGGAAAAAUUAUUGAAAAAUUACGUGUCUGUUCCGUCAUCUGCCGGUCAAGACAGUAUUCAGUCAAAAUUACGGAUCAAUUACGCAUUUUUUCACUGAACGUUCCACACUUUUUCUGGAACGUUUUGAACUUUUUCCUGAAAGUUUAUUGAAAAAUUGCCUAACUGUUCCCUAAUAUUUACCGAAUAUUAUUUUGACUGGCAGAUUACAGAACCGACACAAAUUUUUUCAAGAAUUUUCCUCUCCAUAUAAUCGUAAAAAUCGCG